This is a messenger RNA of Astyanax mexicanus (Mexican tetra), 8499 nucleotides long. It is a transcript of the gene tet1, whose product is annotated as tet methylcytosine dioxygenase 1. Gene Ontology annotation, molecular function: zinc ion binding; DNA 5-methylcytosine dioxygenase activity; DNA binding. Gene Ontology annotation, biological process: positive regulation of transcription by RNA polymerase II; oxidative demethylation. NCBI's taxonomy places the organism in Eukaryota, Metazoa, Chordata, Actinopteri, Characiformes, Acestrorhamphidae. The transcript is spliced from 12 exons. The record is from RefSeq and is a predicted model, not a curated record. Gene Ontology annotation, cellular component: nucleus. Bases 482 to 6292 code for a protein of 1936 amino acids.
AAGCCUGCGGACGUCCAUUAAAUAGCCGCUGUGUGAGUGGAGCUCUCGGGUCGUGUUUGGGAGACGGGCUGCGGUGGCUGGAUUUACGGUCUAACGUGCAGCUUUCCUCCGGGGCAGCAUGCCGGUGCUAUUAAGCGUUAGUUACAGUGUAAAUACAGCGCGUGUCUCCGCUGUUUCAGCGCGCUGCUGAACUUCUGCUGCUCGCUCCAACAACUUCGGCCAAAUCCGCCAGAGGAGGAGAAUGCGGCGGGCGGAUCAGCCGCGUCUUUCAGGAGCGGAGUAUUAUUAGCAGCAGUUCAGGCAGUUCAGCAACUGUCUCCGGCAUGUCCCUGCAGAGAUCCCAGAGGAAAUGCUGACUUGAUAUAACUGGAUUUGGUGCUGAAAAAUAAUUAGCUCACAUGCCACGUUUUUAAGGUAUUCAAGCUGUUUCCCAUGCCUGCUGACCCCUCUCUCAACCCCCUCACUCUUGCCAAGCUUAGCUAUGCCUCGUCCUCCCAAACCACAAAGGAAGGUGCAUCCCCCAGCUAAGCGAAAUGUGAGGAAGUUGAGGGCGUCCACUGAUAAAAAGCGAGUAGUAAAUUCAAACAAGCCCAAGGGUCCAGCAACACGUACAAGACAGGCGAAGAGCAGGAAAUCCACAGCCAAGAAACAGGCAACCAAGAAGCUCCAGGCAGGUGCUGCUGAUAGCAAGUCUGCCGUAAAGGCAUCCCAGGAAAGAGCAAGCAGAAGCAAGAACACAUCUAACUCAACAGAAUCUGUGAGAAUCUCCAGACACACGUGUAACUCUCUGUCACAGCAUGACCCGGCUGCAGACCUCAGGAGCAGAACGAGGUCUUUUCGAGGCAGCCCGUUGUUCCAGACUUUCCCACAGGAAGUAAAGCCAACAAGGAGGGCGCCCUCAAGCAGAGGGAGAGGUCAGCAGGCAAGGGAACAGGAUAAUUUCAAAAUCACAGAAUGUAAUGACCCUAAUAGUGAUGAUCAACAAAAGAAAGCACUUGUUACCAAUGGAGAGGCUCAACUUGUUAACAGAAACUCUGAUGAAACAGCAGAGGAGGAGCACAGAGAACCUCUUGUUCACGAGACUCCUGCGGUGGUGGAUGAGGAGGAGGUGGCUGUGGCUGCGGUCACUGCAGAAACAGUGCAAAGUGAAAACUGCCUAGCCUUCAUUGAUAACACUGAACAACCAAGCACAACUAAUGAGUCAGAUGACGCAUUUGUGAAAGAGCAUGACCCAGCUGUUAAAGUGGACUACGUUUGUGAAACUGAUACCUCAGGCCCAACAGAUCCUCCUCCUUCAGACCUUCAGUCUUGUGACGUGGCUAUUCGAAGCACUGUAGACGAUUCUUCUCAACCAGAUGUGUCUGUGGCAUCUCCCGUAUGUGAAAUUCCCAAAGAAUCACCAGCACUUCUGGAAGCUACAGAUGUGAAGUAUGCUGAGAACGGAGAGCUGGACAGCACUGACGACUUAAAGACCAAAGAUGAGAAUUAUGACAAUGACAAUGAUGAGUUUGCAAGCAAGAACGAAGGAGCACUUUCACUCCUCUCACUGAGCACUGGUGCUUAUAGUGGCUUUCUGUCCACUCUCGACUGUGGGCCUUCAACAACAGCAUCACUUGACAGCAGCAAAGUGUCCAGCAGCACAGAUAGCACCCGAUUUUCAUUUGAUACCGAGUCUGAAGCAGGGAGUUUAGAGCUAGCUCUAGAGCACAGAGCUGCUGGUGCUUCUCCUCUGCUGGAUGUGGAUAUAAGGCAGCGCUUACUGCAAGCUCAGGUGAGAAAAGAGAGGAAGAAGAGGAGUAGAUGUGGGGCCUGCGGACCCUGCCUCCUCAAGUACAGCUGUGGGCAGUGCAGCUGCUGCCUAAAUCGAAAGACUGGCCAUCAGAUCUGUAAGCUCAGAAAAUGUGUGAUGCUGAAGAAAAGACCAUGGCAAGUUACAGCUGGAGAGGUGGUGUGCAAGAAUAUUCCCAAAUCACGCAAAAGGAACAGAGUGUCCAAGGUUGACUCAGAGGGCAUCUUAGUAAAUGGCACUAAUUCAGAGCAGAUGGAAGAGACCUGUGUGGUGCCAGAGGAAGAGGCGCGUGACGUAUCUCAAGCACACUCCGCUCCACCUGACUCUCCCACGCCUCUCGGGCACGACACUGAACCAGCACCAGCCGAAAGAGCCCUUCAGCCUGCUGUCAGCCACCAUGCACUUCUUACUCACCAGAGCUCUUUAAGCUCCCACAAUGGUGCUAAUCAUAUGGAACCAAACACUGAGGAUCACAGAGAUCCCACUGACCUGCAGUCUAAGUCUCAAAGGACUGUGAACAUGCCCACCAAAAGCCAGACGCCUGAGGCAAUUCCUGCACAGACAGUUCCUCUGAAGAAGAUCAAGCUAGAAGAGCCUAGCACAGUGUCAGAUCAACACAGCACAUCCUACCUAAGCAGCAGCGACUUCUACCAGGAUGCUUUGUCUACUUUAGCAAAUGUUGUAUGUUCAACCAUCUCUGAUCUGAAGGGUUUGGAGGAGAAGACAGUUGGUCCUCAGACCUCAAAUGCCUGUAAUAUUAAAACUGAAAGAGAAGAAGAACCAUAUCAGAGUCAUUCACAUCAGGAAAGGACUUCUAACAGUCCAGCAGGUGCUGAUAACUCCCAUCCGAAAGACCCAGUUCCGCUGACUAAUAAUAGUGUCCAGUCUUUAGUUGAGCAUAGGAACAUAAGCAUUGAUCAGGCAAUAGCUAUUGAGGCCUUGACCCAGCUGGCAGCUACCCCAAAAUCAGCUCCUGUCAAGGCAGAUUCUAAAGUUCAGGACCCUCCACAAGAAUCUUGUAACAAAUUAGCAAAUGUUUCAUCAAGCAGGCAAAGCCCGGUCCAAGAGGCUAAACCCAUAUCUGAGGUCAUCUCCAAUAAAGUCUCUGUAAUCAAUUCACAUCAGACUUCUGUAAUUUGCAGCCCUCUGAACAGACAGGAAAACCCCACCCACCCCAAACUCUCCUUACAGGAUCUUUUAAUAGCUAGCUCAUAUGAUAAGCUCUUGCAUAGUCCAGAGAAUGGACGAGUAAGUCAAGCACUUUGUAAAACAGAAACGUUAGAUGGCACUUUUAAGACUUUUAAGCAUGUUGAAAGGACGCAGACCUCAAGGAGGAGAGAUGAGGAGGAAGUUGCAGCUCAGUUGGUGCAACUUGCAUUCAUAAUUCAAUCAAGAACCAAUCCCAUGUCUUCUGAGAACAGUCCCCCCAAAGGGAUGCCAGUACAGACCAUAAAAUACAACCAUCAUGUCGUUGGACAAAAUGUAAAAAAGCAACGGAAACCAAGAACAACUCCCUCAAGUCCCAGGAUAUCAAAGAAAAAAGCCUCUGAGGUUGAGGGAGGCAACCAUAGGAUACCACUAGCCAAAAGGACACCCAAUAGCAAACCCCCUUUCAAGACAAAAGCCCAGCAUGUGGCCUUGCAGGAAAAGCCCAAACCACAACCCAAGUGGAGCCCGUUUCUCCCACAGACUCAGAUAGACCUGAAAAAAUACCUAGCACAGGCUCAUCAUGAGAAACAUCAGCUGUUCCAUUUUAGCAGCAAGAGACAAGACUUGGACAUGCAGACUCUCAAGAGUUCCGGAAAUCAGAAAGCUUUUACUUACAAAACAGACCACGCAGCUCUGAGUCAUUCCCAUGUUAACCAAUUCAGAUCCAACGGACAUUGUCACAGUCUCACAAAUGGUCAUCUAGGUGCUACACAUGGCCAGAAGUAUGAAUGUGAAGAACAUUUGAUUUCUCAGGUAUCGAAAACAUACAGUGUGCUAAAUCAUGGUGCUAAUCCACAAGCCCAGUAUGCCAUGCCUAGUGUCCCUGGUGCAGAUCCAUUGCCAGGGAGUCCAGGGAGGUGCCAUAAAGUAAACAGCCUAAGCUGUGAGCCGCGGCAGACUUCCUUUGGUCAGAAUGGACGUUACAAAGUGGACACGGCUGGCGCUGUCACCGUUUUGUCUGUGUCAGCUGGAAACAUGGAAAAUGCUAACACUGAAUCCGUUGAAGAAAACACUCCCACCAAGCAUAUGCUUAACAGCUUUUUGGAAUCUCCGUUGAAGUACUUGGACACUCCAACCAAGAAUCUAAUCAACACACCCUCCAAAAAAACUCCGGAGCUCCCCUCCUGUGACUGUAUGGAGCAAAUCAUUGAAAAAGAGGAGGGUCCAUUCUACACACACCUUGGCUCUGGGCCAACUGUAGCAGCAGUCCGAGAGAUGAUGGAGGACAGGUAUGGGGAGAAGGGCAAAGCAGUGCGUGUGGAAGUUGUAGUUUAUACUGGGAGAGAAGGAAGGAGCUCCCAGGGCUGUCCAAUAGCCAAAUGGGUGAUCCGUCGGGCCAGUGAGGAAGAGAAGCUGCUGUGCCUAGUGCGCCAGCGUGCAGGUCACCGCUGUCAGAGCGCAGUAGUGGUAAUCCUCAUCCUGGCCUGGGAGGGGAUUCCACGCAACAUGGCCGACAGACUGUACCAGGAGCUUACCCAGACCCUCUAUAAAUAUGGCUCGCCCACCAGCCGCCGCUGCGCCCUUAAUGAAGAUCGUACCUGUGCCUGUCAGGGGCUGGACCCAGAUACCUGUGGAGCGUCCUUCUCUUUCGGCUGCUCGUGGAGUAUGUAUUUUAACGGCUGCAAGUUUGCCCGGAGCAAAGUGCCUAGAAAGUUCCGGCUGCAAGGAGACUACCCAGAGGAGGAAGAAAAGAUCGAAAGCAACCUCCUAAAUCUGGCAACUGAUGUUGCACCUUUGUAUAAGAAACUUGCUCCUGAAGCCUAUGAAAACCAGGUGGAGCAGGAGCAGUCAGGGCAAAACUGUCGGCUGGGCAGGAGAGAGGGUCGGCCAUUUUCUGGUGUGACAGCAUGUGUGGACUUUUGUGCUCAUGCUCACAGGGACACACACAACAUGCACAACGGGAGUACUGUGGUAUGCACUUUAACUAAGGAGGAUAACCGUGCUGUAAGAAACAUUCCAGAGGAUGAGCAGCUGCAUGUCCUGCCUCUUUACAAGAUCUCGGAGACUGAUGAGUUCGGUCGUGUGGAGGGUCAGUGGGCUAAGAUACAGACUGGAGCUCUGCAGGUCCUCUCUUCCUUCCCAAGAGAGGUGCGUCUGCAGGCAGAGCCCGUCAAGUCUGCCCGUAAAAGGAGACAAGAGGCCAAGAGAGAGCGAGAGAAGCAGAGAAACCAGGAGAAGAAGCAGGUCACACCAGUGAAAGUGAAGAACGAGCCCCUCAAAGGUUUUAAAAACUCUUCCUCUGAGCUUUCACCGUGUUUCAAAACAGAAGCAUGUUCUCCAACUCCUUAUUGUUCCCCAAUGCGACUACCUAGGACUCCAGACAAGGGGAGCCACUUACUGGACUCGGCCAGUCCUUACAGGAGCACAUCAUGUACUCCUCCAUUAAGCUCUACCAGAGACACAGCAGCACUUUCGUCCUCCCCUCACACCGUCCUCCCUGUGCCACAAUAUCAGAAUGUUGGAGAACUGGAGCAGAGCAAUGAAUCUUCCCUCCUCAGACAGAGACCAGGGUUAGAAGCAGCAAGACACAGCUCCCCUGAGCUCUCAGAACAGAAACCAUUCAGAAACCAGCAGCAGAUGGGCGGAUCUUUGGGUUUCCGUGACAAAUGUUUUGCAGUAAAACCGGAGCCUGAGGAGGUCCGUUGUUUUCAAGGAGGAGCUGCUCCCCGACUGCUCUCCCCUUCCCGGGCUGAGGGUCUCCACAGCCGCCUGAACUUUCGCCAAGCACAGCCGAGCCUGGAUGACCACCACGGGCCGCCGGUCACCCCAAGGCCCCUGACCCCUGAGGAGGUCAAGGCAGAAGAGGUGUGGUCAGACAGCGAGCACAACUUCCUAGAUGGAGACAUAGGCGGGGUCGCGGUGGCCCCCUCUCACGGCUCCAUCCUUAUCGAGUGUGCCCGGCGGGAGCUGCACGCUACCACUCCCAUUCUGCGGCCCAACCGCAGCCAUCCCACCCGAAUCUCUCUGGUCUUCUACCAGCACAAGAGCCUUAACGUGCCUGGUCACGGGCUGCUCCGGUGGGAAGCCAAGAUGGCGGAGAAAGCCAGGGAGAAAGAGGAGGAGGCUAUGCGGCUGGGACUAGAGACGGAAGGUCUUGGGUCAGCUAAGACCAGAAAAUCACAGCCGGCAGCGGGGAGCGACACGGAAAGCGGUGAGGAGGAUGUGUGGCAGGACGAGAGGGAGAAGCUACAGGUCCCUACCCGUCAGUCACUAACAGCUACUCGGGACGGCCUCGUCACAUCAGCCCCCUACUCCCUUACCCGGGUCACCGGGCCUUACAACCGCUGGAUGUGACAGUGGCCAGGGUCACUUUUUUUAGCUAAUGCCUUACCUCAGUCAGCUCUUUCUCUUUUGACACCUGCUCUUUUUUCUUUUCUUUCUUCAUCUCAGCUUUUAAAACAAUGCUGACCACCUGUUCGUCAGUUUUUAAACUGUGAGGUUUGGUGUGUAUACAUGUCUGUUUUUUACUGUAAAGUAACGGUGCUCAGAACAGAUGUUUAAAAACUGGUUUUAUACAAAAAGAUUAAAUUAGUGCAUAGAAGAUGUGACUAUUUAUUCUGAACGUUUUCACUAUUUCAACUAUUUGUAUUUAAUUUCUGGUCCAAGCCUGUUUACUGCAAUAUGACUGUCAGCUUGUAAAUCAUGUGUGUAGGAAACACUCAGAAUUGACAUUUUAAAACGUGAAUUCGAUUGUUUGUUUGUUUGUUUGUUUGUGUUAAUUUGUAUCAUCUUUGGGUGCUUUCUUGUCAAAUAUUCAGUAAUUGCUAUGUUAUGGUGCCAUUGUAGCAGUAAUUUCUUUGAAUAACCACGUACAUACAUUGCUCUUUUAAAGUAUUGUGACACAAUAGUUUAUUGGUUAGACUUAAACAUACAUGUAGCAUUGGUCAUUGGUUUUAUCAUACAGUGAUGUUGGUAAUGAAGGUACAACUACACAUAGAUUCUGGAUUAUGAAAUUAUUCCCGUUAUACAUUGCAAAAAAGCACUUUUAAACAACUUGACUUUCGAGAUGUCCUGUAUGCACAGUUUUUAUUUUUAUUUUUUUAAUCAGUGACCUCCUUCAUCCAAUGUCUGUAUAUAUAUACAUAUAUAUAUAUAAAUAUAUGCUUUGCAUGUAAGUUUCGGAACUCAUCCAUGAUUUUUAACCCAUGCUUAUAAAAGCAAUAAUCAUGGAACGUUUUAUGCUGCAUUUUGAUAAUGUGUCAAAUUGAAAUAAUUUUAUUACUGGAACAUAAAAGAUAUUAUAACUGGUUUCCCAAUUUUUGAGGUUUUUCAACUCCCAAAGAGUUUAAAACAUGACUUGAAACAGCCUUUUAUACAUGAUCAGAUAUGUUAUAUUUUGUCAUUCAAGUGUGCUAAGAUAUGUCUAAACAGUUUUACUGUAUGUUUCUCACUGGUGCUUUAUGAAGACCUACUAUACACACUCCUGAGUUCAGACCAGUUUAUUUUUAUUGCUGCAAAUAUCUUUUUAUUUCAAAUAAAUCAUCCCAUAUCUUACCUUAUUUGUAUUCUUGAUAAAUGGCUGCAUACAGUUUUUUUUUUAAUCAGUGUACAUAUUCUGCUUUUUUGUCAUAUGACAAAAGGAAAAGCCCACUGAUAAAAGUUAGUUUGAGCUUCAUUGUAGACUGGCCUUCUUACAUUCUUUAGGUGCUAAAAUUGUACUGGUGCACUCAAAGUUCAUCUGAGAACUUUGAAGAAGGGUCAUACAAAAAACCCAGUGUGAAUCUACAUAGUGGGCAACUAAAGUCAGUGUAAUUAUUUUAAUUUUAUUUUAAGCUAUACUGACGGAACAUGUGUUUAUAAGACACUGAAAGAUACAUUUCCGAAAUCAAUGAGGAGUACCUGCAUUAACACUGGGCUGCAUUGUUACUCUGUGUAGAGAACAGGAAUUAUUGGUGCUGUUUCAGGGCAUAAACAUGCCUUUGUUGGUUGUUUUUUUUUUUGGCUUUUCCGUGUAUUGUCAGUCAUCUUGAGUCAACUCAAGUGGUUAAUGAUUUUUGAUGAUAAAGACUUGAUAAUUCCUCACAGUAAAACAUUACAAAAAUGUAUUGUUUAUUUAAAAAAGUAAGGAAGUGAAAUUGCACUUACCAACUAGCAAAAUUCAACAUAAAUGCUUAAAGUCAGAUAUUUGUUACACAAAAAAGACAUUUAUGCUACAUUUAAAUUGAAUGACUUAAUUCAAGAUUCAAGAGUUUAUUAAUGAAAGCUCAUUGGCCAUUAUCUUUGCUAUUGUUUUCCUCUUAUUCAAACAUUCUAAUCUUCUCAUACUGUCUUCCUGAUCCAUUUCACAUUUUGGUACAACACAGUUUCCUUUGCAGAUUUAAGAUGAACCUUGUUUUUGAAUGUAAACCAGUAAAAGGCUGUAAACAGUACAGGAUUUUGUGGUGUACCUGUUGUUUAUACCUCUUAGUGUCUUGCUGUAUUUUUAGGGAUUUCUUUGUCAAGAACAGUACAACAACACCAGCUUUUUAGUCACAAAAGAAAUAAAAUUUGUAAAAAGGAAA